CAACAUGACCCCUUUGUUCAGACAAAAAUAAUUUUCGAUCCAUUUUCAAGUUCCCUCUCUUUUGACAUCUUUGGAGGGAAAAAAGAACUCUUCCGAAAAACAAAACCUCAAAAUCAAAUUUUCCUUUGUUUAAAUCUAGGUUCUUAGUUACUCCAAGUUCAUUUUUUCAUUUUUUGUUUUAUCUUUCUUUAAUUUCUCAAACUCAGUGGAUCUGUUUAAUUCGUGACCUGAAGUUGCUUUCAUCUUCGGGUUUUGAUUUUUUCAUGGUCGAUUUUGACGCCCAGGACUCCAUGUCAAUGCUUAAGGCAAGUUGGUAGGAGUACCCUUCUGAAGAUUUUGACAGUUUUCCUGUGGAAAUGCAAACCAAGAAAAAAUUAGCUGGCCGAAAUGCUUCUCGAGAGCAUGGCACUCCCAGGAUAUCAAGAGCUCAGAAGAAAGCUUCUGAUAAUGUACAAGCUGGACAAAAGAAAGUUACGGACCUCAUUACGUCUUCAGCUAGGAAGCAGAGAUGUGGAGGCACUUUUGCAAAGAAAAAUGGGGAGUCUAUUGCAUCUACGGAGUUGAAUACAAAAUACAGCUUAGUGCAUAAUGAAACAUCUAAUGCAGCUUCUUUGUGUGAUAAGGUGGAUCAUGAGGGCUGUAAUGAUGAACCAUGUAUAUUUUCUCCUGCUUUUCGCUUAUCUAAAUUUGCUGGAGAGGAAAUUUCCAAUGGUGUCAACUUGAUUAAAUUGUUUCGGAGUGGGGACCAGGAAUUACACCAGGAGAAUAGAACAUACUACUCAGAAAUUGAUGUGGAAGAUGGUCAUGUUACUCGAGAUGCUUUUGAAUCUACUUCCAGAGAAGAUGAGAAUGAGACAUCGUCAAUUUUUGGUAUGGUUGCAAAUAAUUCUCCUAAUGGAGAUUCAGUAGGAGCUGGCCUCUCGUCUGAAGUUUCAGCUAUUUAUCUUGCCAUGAAAAACUCAAAAUUAGAAUGUGUUGAUGAGUAUGAUCAAGAUUGCAUGUCAACAAAGGAGGAGGAUGAUUACGAAGAACUCGAUGACUUUGAUCCUUAUUUAUUCAUAAAGAACUUGCCUGAGUUGUCAUCAGUUGUUCCCACGUUUCGGCCAAUGCUAUUACCUAAACAGACCCGGAGCUGCCCUCCUACUACUCUUGUUUUAGACUUGGAUGAAACUUUGGUGCACUCAACACUAGAACCUUGUGGUGAUGCAGACUUCACAUUUCCUGUGAACUUUAACCUCCAGGAGCAUACAGUAUAUGUUAGAUGCCGUCCGUUCCUCAAAGAUUUUAUGGAGAGAGUGUCUAGUCUUUUUGAGAUCAUUAUAUUUACAGCUAGUCAAAGUAUUUAUGCAGAACAACUUUUGAAUGUGCUUGAUCCAAAGAGGAAGGUAUUCCGUCAUCGGGUCUUCCGUGAAUCUUGUGUUUAUGUGGAGGGAAACUACCUCAAAGAUUUGUCAGUUCUUGGCCGCGAUUUGGCACGUGUUAUUAUAAUUGACAACUCUCCUCAGGCAUUUGGGUUUCAAGUGGACAAUGGUAUACCGAUUGAGAGCUGGUUUAAUGAUCGUUCAGAUCAAGAAUUGCUUUUACUACUACCAUUUCUGGAGAGCUUAGUGGGGGUUGAAGAUGUUAGGCCGUUGAUUGCACAGAAAUACAAUCUUCGAGAGAAAAUCGCUGCUGCUGUUUAUCCUUCUUUAGGUCCAAAUAGGGAAGAUCCUUUCGAAAGGUGAACUUCAAUGGGAAAUGUGAAGUUUUCAAAUGGGGACUGAAUUCAGCCCAUACAAUUACAAUUUAGUUUGAGGAGAGCCCCAUUCUCUUUCAAAGGAUAUGCUCAGAAUACUUGGUGAUUUGAAGUUGUUUGUGGUUCUAACCAGGUUGGUGAUUUGAAGUUGUUUGUGGUUCUAACCAGGUAGCAGGCAGAAUGUAUUCAGGGUUGCAAUUCUGCUCGAGAAUUAAAAACCUUUCUUACAAGAUGGCUUGUGAUAGUGAAUUAUAGUUUAGUACAGUGCUGUUAGCCUGGAAUAAAUUGAUUUAUAGCGGUUUAAUAUACUUGUUCUUGGUUGAUUUCGGAGGUGCUAAAAGUUGUUCUUAGAGAAGUCUGCAACUCCUCGAGGCUAUUUAAUAUUGAAGGUGAAGAAUUUAAUAUGCAGGAAAAAACUUAUGAAAAUAUAUAUGAUGUUAUAUGCAUAUGAUAUGAGUAUUUAAUAAUGGUGCAAGUUGCUAUAGGGAUUUAUAAACAAACUUUUAUGAUUGGGCUUGUAAAGGGCAAAAAGAAAAGUUGCCUACGAGUUGCUGCAAAGGUUUAAAUUAAGUUUAAUGUACUGUAAUUUGGUUCCUCCUCGCAAAAGACUUUCUACGUGAGGCCUAUAAAAUGCAAGCCGUUUGUUUC
Ricinus communis (castor bean) is the source of this 2383-nucleotide messenger RNA. Its product is annotated as CTD small phosphatase-like protein 2. Bases 357 to 1724 code for a protein of 455 amino acids. NCBI's taxonomy places the organism in Eukaryota, Viridiplantae, Streptophyta, Magnoliopsida, Malpighiales, Euphorbiaceae. The transcript is spliced from 7 exons. The record is from RefSeq and is a predicted model, not a curated record. Gene Ontology annotation, molecular function: phosphoprotein phosphatase activity.